AAACUGUUUUUAAAUAUUAAUAGAUCGUUUUGUGUUUGAUGUCAUUUGAAUUUAUUUCACGUUGUUGUGUUAAUUUUUAUAAUUUUUAGAUAACGAACUCAAGUCGACGCAAGACUGCAUUCACUGAUUGCGAUUCAAAUUUGAGAGUAGCGCAAAGGAUUUUUAAAUAUAAGAACCAUCCAGCACUUACCAACAACUUAUCAAGCAGCCGCCACAUUUGAUCAAAUUUUGACAAAGCAAAAAUACUUAUUUUCAAAAUUUUAAAUUAAAAAUAUUUUUACGCUUUUGGCUUAUUGUCAUUAAAUGCAACCUUCUUUUGAAAACGGUUUUAAAUCAAUUGUUAAAAUUACAUCCAAGAAGUACGUAAUUUUCCCUUUUGCUUACUUAAAGUGAGGAAUUCGGUCACGCUGUUGGCAGUAAUCUCAACAAAUAUAGUAAAAAUUUGAACGACCUGUAUAUACGCAUAUAUAGACGCGAUUUACCAUGGAAAAGGCGAACAAGAGCAAGCGCGUGGUGCGCGAUGAGAAACAACGGGAAUUAAAGCUGGAGGACGUAGUGCUAAAAUCCUUGGACGAGUGCAACACGACAGAGGACAAAUUAAAAUUGCUAUUGCAACGGCAUGUCGAGAGCGAGAAAUCAGUGACCCGCCUGAACUCCGAGAUGCGUGCACUUCAGCGCCACAUGGAGACACAGCAGCGGGAGAAGGAGCAGGUGCAACGGGAGCUGAAUAAGAGCGUCCUUAUGAGAGAUAAGCUGCAGGAGGUGUGCCGUGAACAACAGCGUAUACUGAAGUCUGUGAAAAACGAGAGCAUGCUCCAAAUCAAGGUGGAGGAGGAGCGGCGCAAAGAGAGUCAAACUAAAUUUCAGAGUUCGCUAAACGAGGUGCAAAAGUCGCUGUCAAAAAACAACGAGGAGAACGUUAAAUUACGUGAUUACAACAUCGAAAUGACCAAAAAGUUAAAACUUCUGGCUGACCAAUAUCAGGCCCGUGAGAAGCACUUGGAAAAACUGAAUGAGCAGGUCCAGCUCGAGUCUCAGCUGCAUCAGGCAAAGCUCAGCAAGGCUCAGGUUGAAGCUGCUAUGGAAAAAGAAAUCCUGACCAAGGAGAAUCAGAUUGGACUAGAGAAACUGCUGCAGGCACAACGCGCGAUCAAGGAUCUAACGGAGCGCGAGCAACAGCUCAAAGAGCAGCUUAACAUCUAUACAGCCAAAUACGACGAGUUUCAGCAAUCGCUUAAGAAAUCCAAUGAAGUCUUUGGAAGUUACAAAAUCGAACUAGAGAAGAUGUCUAAGCACACCAAGAAAAUUGAGAAGGAAGCGCUGGGCUGGCGCCAAAAAUAUGAAAAAGCCAACGGCAUGGUCAUUGAAUUGGCCACUGAAAAGCAAUAUCGGGACCAGCAGUCGGAACGCCUCCAAAAGCAGGUGGAUCAGCUGCAGAAACUUCUGCGUGCAUUGCAACAAGAGCGCACAACGCUUCAUCAGACUCUUCGCGAGCAUGAAAUUGAAAUUCCUGCCAUGCCCCAGCUGCCGCCCGAGCCGGAGCCCAUUAAAGUAGUUCCCGUCAACACGGACAAUGCCAAAAUGGAGUUGAUGACGCGUAACUGCGCCGAACUUAAGCAGACGCUGGCCAACUUGCAGAACCAAAUGAAGCUGCUCACCACAAAUGAUGCGAAAAUAGCCGCUGCCGAAGCAGAGAAGAAACAAGCAGCUGAGGAGCAACAAAAAGCAAACAAUAUCAAGAAGAACAAUAAGAAAAAGGCCAAGUCAAAGGCUAAAGCUGCAGCAGCGGCUGCUGCAGCGGCAGCUGCUACUGAAGCUGGAACUGAUGCUACCAAGGCUGAACUGCCACCAACGGCAGAUGCAGAGCAACAGUCACAAACUGGUCGUGAUCCAGAGCCACAGCUAGGCGCCGUGGUGGAGAUACAAUCAGAGUGUGAAAUCACAGAAUCUGACAAUAUGGAACAAUCCGAAGAUAUCUGUAAUGGAAAAGAUAUUGAUACUCAAACUCCGCUAGAUUCUCAACAAGAGGUCCCAACGUCUUUUGACCAAUCAGAGGUGCCUGCAUUGAUUGAUUCCAAGUAGGAUUAGAGGCCAUGGACAUUAAUACGCUCCCUCGACUGUUAUUGUAUUUGUACUUGAACUUUUUGCCUCCUUCCUGUAUUUGUGCAUUUGCAUGUAUUCAUUUUUUAAAAAUAUAACUGUAAUUUAACCUAAUAUAAAACCAGCAGCGAAAUAGCGAGAAAGAGAAAAGAAAACAAUUCAAAUCGAGAAUUCAUUAUUGAUACGAAAUAUUAAUUUAUUCUAUUUUAUACUUAUUUAUUAAUGAGCCAACUAUGAGCUACUGCAA
Molecule: messenger RNA, 2347 nt
Organism: Drosophila hydei
Lineage: Eukaryota; Metazoa; Arthropoda; Insecta; Diptera; Drosophilidae
Product: alpha-taxilin
Exons: 5
Coding region: 484-2082 (532 amino acids)
Molecular function (GO): syntaxin binding
Source: RefSeq, a predicted model, not a curated record